AUGGAAAUAGGGACCACGAACUGCGAUGGGGGUGAGCAGGAAUGGCUGCGGCCAGCUGUACCAGCUUCCAGACCGACCGCACCAACCGAGAGCAAGAGGACAAGCGUCCUCAAGCAUCGGACAUUUGCCCCAAAAAGCUUCGGGCGAAAUAAAGCUCCGUCAGGGGAAGGGGGGAAGGACGACAUUGAAAUCGCCAAAGACGACGAAAAUUUCCGCAACGGUCUCAAGAGAAACAUCAUCCACCUCUCCAACCUUACAAGGGUCAAUCAGGAACAGCUGGCUCGACUCCGUGAGCAGUUGAAAGCUAAGGACCAUGAGAUCGCCUCCUUGAAAGCCUUGAAAGAAAAUGUCAGACAGGAGGACCGGCAGCAAGAUCCUCCAGAAAAAGGCCCUGGUCCCUCCGAAAGAACGAACGCUGGAAGAUGCGGUCCGAGAAAGUUGGUCACCUACGGUAAAAUGGUUGUGACGGCCGGCAGGCUAGCAUCAGAACCCCGGCAGAGACCCGAAAAGGCCGUAGCGCAACCGUCGGAGAAAGAGACGCUGGAGACGGAGAGGGCGGUGGCUGCCAUGGGAGCCAAACACACCGAACAACAACUUCUGCGUGCUAGCCGAGAUGUUCGAGGGCAGCUGGAGCGCGCCCUUCAAGAGGCCGAAGCCCUUCGAGCCGACAACAUCGCAUUCAAAACCAGAGUCAACGUUGCAGAAAAGGAAAAGGCUCACCUAGAGACUCGCGUGGCUCUCCUGUCGGACGAAGUGAAACUCCAGAUUGCACCCCUCAAGGCGCUACAGCUAGAGCUAACGCAGACGAGAUCCGACACGGAGACGAUGCGGCAAAGGCUCAAGGAGGAACGCAGAGAGAGCAGGCUCAGGGUCAGCGACAGCGAUAAGGCUAAGAGCGAGGCCCAACAGCGGAUAGACCUGCUUGAGUUCGACCUUAAUGAGACCGCAAAGGCGUGCCAGCGGGAAAGCUUGAAGGCGUCGACGUUCGAGGGGAUGUACCAAGAAGCUUCCACGAUGGCCACGCUUCUCCAAGCAGAAGUAGAGCAGUGCAGAACAGACGCCAAAAUGAUAGCGCAGGAGCUUACGCGGAUGCAGAUCGAAAGCGAAAAAAGCAGCGCCUUGGUGGGCUUGACACCUUCCUUGGCCUUGUCCUCACCCGUUGACGUUGGAAGGGCUGUGGGUGGGGUUGACGGUAAAGAAGUGACGACAGGGAAAUUGGGGGAGGAGCAGGAGGCUGAAAUCGCAUCCCUGAAGAAGAUCAUUGCGCAGCUGGCAUCGGAGAAAUCAGACUCUGGCGACGCAAUGAAGAAUUUGUUAGAGGCGCAUCGUCGUGAGGGCGAGGAGAGAGAGCGGGCGUUCAAGGAGAUGCAGAAAAAAGCUGACUCCUUCGCUGAGGAGAACAUUGGCCUACGUGCAACCAUCGAAAAGCAAGAGGAAGAGAGCGAGAGGCAGCGAGUGGAAGAGGACGAGCGUCACGACCGCGACAUCAAACGGGAGAUUAUUUUGUCCCAGCAGAACCUGGACUCGGCGUCGUUGAGAGACAGGCUGUGCCGUACCGUGGACGAACUGUGCGGGGCGGAGGAGGCCGGGGAGCUAGUGCUGACUUGCCAGAGGUGCGCCAAGCUCUUCAAGGACCCUCACACCAUGGCACCUUGCGGGCACACCUUGUGCGCGGGUUGUUGUGCGGGCGGCGAUGGAGGCAUGUCAGCUGAGGACGGUACUGGAAGGGUGCCUGGGGGUAGCGGCGAGAGCCCAGGCUCGGUCACGCAUGCGGAGCCGGAGUGUUAUCUGUGUGGGCAGCAAGGUCGCGGGGCUACGGACAGAGUGGCUUGCGUCGGGAUGGCGCCGAACCGUGCGUUGGCGAGUGUGGUGAUGAAGUUUGCCUUCCGUCGCCAGCUUGUGCAAACCUUGAAGGAAAUAGGCGCUGCGUUAUCGGGACAAGGCUCCGUGAUCCUCGACAGCGUUGAUGGUGUGUGA
Ectocarpus siliculosus is the source of this 1977-nucleotide messenger RNA. The record is from the annotation of a GenBank genome assembly. NCBI's taxonomy places the organism in Eukaryota, Phaeophyceae, Ectocarpales, Ectocarpaceae.